Molecule: messenger RNA, 1878 nt
Organism: Cucumis sativus (cucumber)
Lineage: Eukaryota; Viridiplantae; Streptophyta; Magnoliopsida; Cucurbitales; Cucurbitaceae
Product: cytochrome P450 77A1
Exons: 2
Coding region: 121-1662 (513 amino acids)
Cellular component (GO): membrane
Molecular function (GO): heme binding; oxidoreductase activity, acting on paired donors, with incorporation or reduction of molecular oxygen, NAD(P)H as one donor, and incorporation of one atom of oxygen; iron ion binding
Source: RefSeq, a predicted model, not a curated record
CACCCGUCCUUCUCUUCUCACCCUUCACCCCUUUUCUUUUAUAUACAAACCUAACCGGCCGGCCAUUCCCAUUAGUUUUUGUAUUCUAUCAAUCACACCCUUUUCCCUCUACCUAGCUAUAUGGAGUUAAAGGACGCCAUUCUUCUUCUCUUUGCCUUCCUCUUCUUCUCCUUAUGGUGGCGCUACUGGUCUGCUACCGGGGGCGGAUCGAAGAAUCUUCCACCUGGUCCACCUGGCUGGCCGAUCGUCGGAAACCUCAUCCAAGUUAUCCUCCAGCGUCGUCCAUUCAUCUUCGUAGCACGCGAUUUACGUGAAAAAUAUGGUCCCAUUUUCACCAUGCAAAUGGGACAACGCACACUCAUCAUUGUGUCAAGUGCCGAACUCAUUCACGAAGCUCUUGUGCAACGUGGACCCUUAUUCGCCAGCCGCCCUGCAGACUCUCCCAUCCGCCUUGUCUUUAGCGUCGGCAAAUGCGCUGUCAACUCUGCCGAAUACGGCCCUCUCUGGCGAACCCUCCGCCGCAACUUCGUUACGGAGUUAAUCAAUCCUACCAGAAUCAAGCAGUGUAGCUGGAUACGGAAGUGGGCCAUAGAAAGCCAUCUGGAAAGACUAAGAAAAGAGAAUUCAGAGAAAGGAUUCGUUGAGGUUAUGAGUAACUGCCGGCUUUCAGUCUGUAGUAUUCUCAUCUGCAUAUGCUUUGGAGCCAAAAUCCCGGAAGAAGAGAUUAAAGUCAUAGAGAGUAUACUGAAGGAUGUGAUGUUGAUUACAUUGCCAAAGCUUCCGGACUUCUUGCCGAUUCUGACGCCGUUGUUUGGGCGGCAGUUGAAGCAAGCGAAAGAGCUGAGGAGAAAACAGUUGGAGUGUUUGAUUCCGUUGAUAAGGAAGAGAAGGAUGUUUAUGGAGAGGAAUGGGGAUGAGAGUGUGAGGAAGGAGUUGCCGGAGAUGGUUAGUCCGAUGGGGGCGGCGUAUCUUGAUUCGCUUUUCGAACUGGAAACGCCGGGACGAGGGAGGUUGGGAGAGGAGGAACUGGUGACGCUUUGUUCGGAAGUUAUUAAUGCUGGAACUGACACGAGCGCGACGGCGUUGGAGUGGGCUUUGCUUCAUUUGGUACAAGAUCAAGACGUUCAGGAAAGACUAUACAAUGAAAUUAUUAACGUUGUUGGUAAAGAUGGGCUAAUUACCGAAGGGGACAUAGAGAAAAUGCCAUAUCUCGGGGCGGUGGUAAAAGAGACUUUCCGUCGUCACCCACCAAGUCAUUUCUUACUAUCUCACGCGGCAACCAAAGAAACCGAGCUCGGCGGCUACACAAUCCCGGCGGAUGCCAGCGUGGAGUUUUACACAGCCCACUUGACAGAAGACCCGAACACAUGGGAAGAACCGGGUUCAUUCCGACCGGACAGGUUCUUGGAAGGCGACGGCGUUGGCGUGGACGUCACAGGGACUAAGGCCGUCAAGAUGGUACCGUUCGGGGCAGGGCGGCGAAUCUGCCCGGCCAUGACUUUGGGCACGUUGCAUGUUCACAUGAUGCUGGCCAAAAUGGUACACGCGUUCAAGUGGGUCCCGGUUCCCGGAGCCCCGCCGGACCCGACCGAGACAUUUGCCUUUACCGUGAUUAUGAAGAAUCCUCUGAAGGCUAUCGUAUUGGACCGGACUCGUUUAUGAAGCCGAUGAAAGGUUAAAUAUUAGGGAAAGAGCCACUGUUUGUGGCAAAGGCUAAAACUUUGGUCUUUGUUUAAUUUUGUCACAAUAUUUUUAAUCUAUAUGUAUACUAUUAAAUGGAGUUGUUACUCGUUGAUUUCUAUUUUGUAUUUCCCCUAAACUGCAUAAAUCUUUCGUACGUGUCCUUGCCUAAUAAAGCUUUUUUUUUUUUUUUUCUUU